Messenger RNA from Malania oleifera, 940 nucleotides. RefSeq names its product small ribosomal subunit protein uS13c-like. Gene Ontology annotation, molecular function: structural constituent of ribosome; RNA binding. The record is from RefSeq and is a predicted model, not a curated record. The coding region runs from base 261 to 770 and encodes 169 amino acids. Lineage: Eukaryota; Viridiplantae; Streptophyta; Magnoliopsida; Santalales; Ximeniaceae. Gene Ontology annotation, cellular component: mitochondrion; small ribosomal subunit; ribosome. Gene Ontology annotation, biological process: translation. The transcript is spliced from 4 exons.
GAAAAUCGAGUGACCUGAGGAGAAUUGGUGCUGAACCGGGUUCGGGUCUCGGUCGACCCGUACGGUCUAAAAAAAAAAAACAAAAAAUAAAUAAUAAAAAUUAAAAAAAUUAAUUGGUGAACGGUGCAGCAGAGAGAGGCUGAGGACCCAGGCUAGCCAGUAGCCACUCUUCGGCGGAGACGCUCCUCCGGUGGCAGCCUCCUCCUCUUUCUCCGGCGACCCGAGGCAAAGUCUCAUCUGGCGUGGCUGUAAGGUCGAAGAUGAUAGGUUCUGUGGGGUCAAAUACCGUCUGGAAAAUGACUCGAACACUUGCAAUGCAUCUCGCACCCGCAAUCAGUUCUGCCAGAAACUCGAACCCUCUUUCCAUCGCUCCUACGUUUUUGGGCCAGAGUAUCAGAAGCAUAAAUGUGAAAACCUUUUCGAUUCCAGACAACAAGCGUCUCGAAUUUUCGCUCCAGUACAUCCAUGGAAUUGGUCGCCGCAGGGCACACCAAAUCCUCUGUUCUCUCAGCAUAGAGAACAAACUGUCCAAAGAUUUGACUCCAAGGGAACGCUUCAUUCUUGGGGAAGAACUCGAUCGCUACAUGAUCGAUAGAGAACUUAAGCAGUUCAAUCAUCGUGCCAUAGAGAGGCUGAAGCAAAUACAGUGUUACAGAGGGAUACGACAUGAGCAGGGGCUGCCUUGCAGAGGACAACGCACCCAUACUAAUGCGAGGACCUUGAGGGGUAAGGCUAUUCCAAUAGAAGGAAAGAAGAAACCUGGUCGCUAGUCCAAUGGAUCUCUUCUCCCUUGUUGAAUGAAUUUUGUUCAUUGGAUGAUAUCAAUAUGCACUACAUAAACUUUGUGGAUUCGUCUAUUGGUUUUCAGAAGUCCUUAGUGGUGUAUAUCGAAUAUACAUUUUUCUUGAUGAUUUGCUUAUUAGUACGUUUUUUUCAACCA